Camelina sativa (false flax) is the source of this 638-nucleotide messenger RNA. RefSeq lists its product as uncharacterized. The record is from RefSeq and is a predicted model, not a curated record. NCBI's taxonomy places the organism in Eukaryota, Viridiplantae, Streptophyta, Magnoliopsida, Brassicales, Brassicaceae.
CAAAACGUCAAUUAUAUAUAGACUUACACACAUUUUCAUAAAUUUGGUGGUCACUUUUUCCGCACGUACAAGCAGCCUAGAAACUUUGUUACAACAUGGCGGAGAGAACUCGCCGUUCGAAUGAUGUUGUCGUCACAAUCCUCAUGGCCAUCGUGAUCCUCGCAUCUUCGAUCAUAAUCAACGCCGCAGAUUCUUCAACCGACGAUUCCAUUAAGUGCACACCUUGUCUCCAAAAACUGUCCCCUCCGCUACCACCCCCGUCACCACCACCACAGACAAAAGUAGUUAUCGACUGCCCACCAUCGCCUCUGCUUCCACCGCCUCCGCCUACUUACAGAUACACAUAUCCGCCGGGAGACUUGUACCCCAUUGACCGUGACUUUGGAUCGGGGGCUGCAGGAAAAAGCUUCAAGGUGGUGAAGCUGGUCUUUUUUGGAGCUAUGGUUUUUAUGAUUCUUUGAUCAGAAAUUAUUCAUUUUGUGGUUUUUGAAAUUUCAUAGGGUUUCCGCAUAAAGAUUUUUUUUUUAUAACUUUGAACGGAUUUUGCCAUUUUGGUAUGUUCUAGCUACAUAUAUAUAAUAUAUCUCUUUAGUUAUUAGAUUGUCAGAUUUGUGUGCUACACAAAAAUUCUAGUUACG